Messenger RNA from Trichogramma pretiosum, 5098 nucleotides. RefSeq names its product 5-hydroxytryptamine receptor 1-like. Gene Ontology annotation, biological process: adenylate cyclase-activating adrenergic receptor signaling pathway. Gene Ontology annotation, molecular function: G protein-coupled acetylcholine receptor activity. Bases 971 to 3001 code for a protein of 676 amino acids. Gene Ontology annotation, cellular component: plasma membrane. The record is from RefSeq and is a predicted model, not a curated record. The transcript is spliced from 7 exons. NCBI's taxonomy places the organism in Eukaryota, Metazoa, Arthropoda, Insecta, Hymenoptera, Trichogrammatidae.
CGAUAAAUCUGUAUAUAUUCUCUCUUUGCGUAAUUGCUUCUUCUUCUUCUUCCACUGCUUCCAUUUUUUUUUUUUUUUCGAAUCAUUGAUAUCGGUUCAACAACGAGAACGAGUAUUAUUCGUAUACGAGGCGUGUGCGUGCGUGAUAUGAUUGAUAACGCAAAUAAUAAUCGUUAUUUACCCAACUAUAAAUUGUCUUUAUCGCGUGAAAAAAAAGGCGGUCGAUCGUUGCUGCGACUGCCGCUGCUGCACACGGGAGACUUUUGACUCGCGUAUACAUUUAAAUAAUAUAAUACAAUAUGUGUGCAUACGCGUAACCAACGGCUUUUGAAACUCAUCUCGCGUCUCGGGUCUCUCUCUCUCUCUCUCUGUCACUCGGCCGCGCGUGAACUGCAGUAAGGUCGCACCAGCUCGCUUUCUACAUACACACAUAUGAUGCACGUGUACAAGAGUGUAUAUAUAAUAUUUAGACGCAUGUACGUGCGAUGCAAACAUCUAUACGUGCUGUGCGUCGGGGUACGCGAGAGAGUAAACCGAAAAUCUAUUAAUGUUUAGAUUUCCAGCGGGUUUACACACGCCUGGCACGUAGCGGGCGAUGAUCGAGUUUACACGUACACACACGUCUCGCGCGUAUACAUACACACACGCACACUCGGAAAAUAUGAAUCGCUCGGUAGCUGGAGCAGCGCUACGGACUGCAUCUCCAGCAGCUGUGGUGGUGUUGGUAGAUGCAGGUGCAGGUGAAACAUCAGCAACAACAACAACAACAACGUCAUCGUCGUCGUCGUCUGCUACGUGGCGCAGCGAUCAGGUCGUUGAAAUUGGAAAAUUUUUACUUUGAGAAGUGCUUACACACACAUACACACAUGUACACACAGCGCGAGUGAGUGAGUGAGUGAAAUCAUACAGAGCGGCUUUUUAUGUGAUAUAUAACCGCGCGAGCUUCGGAGACAAGAAGCUUUUUUCAAGAAUGAUUGCUCCGAGGUAUCGAUCAUCGAGAUUUAACCUGGAUUCCAAGAUGCUCUUCCACUGCUGCCUGAGGAUAGUGUUCAUUAACAACAUUGCCGAGGCUGCCUCCGUGGCUUAUCUGAGAGAGCUGCAGAGGGACUACGAGAUCGAGACGACGACGGACAUAGUUCUGUAUCGGGGCAACGGGGGCGAAUUUUUUUUCAACGAGACCACGGAUAUCGUGCCUGUAGUAGGUGCCAACGCGACCGAGCCGCUGGCCGAAGACGAGGACUGGGCUCCGAUACUCAGGAAAAUUCUGCUGGGCUUCGUCCUCGGCCUCAUCAUAAUCGCCACCGUGGUCGGCAACAUCCUCGUCGUCCUCGCCGUCUUCCUCGUCAAAAAACUCCGCAAGCCCUGCAACUAUCUGCUGGUGAGUCUGGCGGUGAGCGAUCUCUGCGUCGCCUGGCUCGUCAUGCCGCUCGCCAUGAUGUACGAGAUCAUGGGCUCGUGGACCUUCGGCUCGCGCGCCUGCGAGGUCUGGGUCAGCUUCGACGUGCUCAGCUGCACCGCCAGCAUCCUCAAUCUCUGCAUGAUAUCCGUCGAUCGCUACUACGCCAUCUCCAAACCGCUCGAGUACGGCGUGAAGCGUACGACGCGACGCAUGACCUUCUACACGGCACUGGUGUGGAUCGGUGCGGCCUGCGUGAGUCUGCCGCCGCUGCUGGUGCUCGGCAACGAGUACAAGGUCAUGAAGGACUACGGCGCCGCCCAGUGCGGCGUCAGCCAAAACUUUUAUUAUCAGAUUUAUGCUACUAUCGGUGCGUUUUACUUACCCCUUUGCAUCAUGGUCACGACUUACCUAAGAAUAUUCAUACUCGCGCGCGGGAUCGUCAUCGCGGAGAUACGCGCGCAGACCCACAUGGACGCGCUGUGCUACGUCGAGGUACCCACCACGACGACGACGACGAGUACGAGCAGUAGGAGAGCCGCCGCGCACGCCUCCAGCAGUACGAACGAUCAGGAGGAUCGUUCGGCUUACGAGAAAGCGACGACGACGACGACGACGGACACGGAGGGCCCGAGCUCGAUGCAGUCGACCGCCAAGUCGUCGAUCGACGGUCCUCUGGAUCAGCAGCCGGGCUGCUCGCGCUGGCACGCGCCCGAUCAUCAGCAUCAUCAUCAGCAGUACCAGCGAGCGCUGGACGGUCCGGUGGCGGUGGCGACGGCCCCGGCCGUGGUGGUCGUAGUGCCGCAGGCCCAGCCGCCGCGCAACAUCCUCGACGGCGCCCGACAGCGAUCGACGGCGGCCGUCGCCGCGGCCCAGAAGGCCAAGUCGUCCGGAAGCGGCACCAAAUCCAGCGGUGGUAGCGGAAGCGGCUGCGCCGGCUACUGCGACGGCAAAAAGUCCUUCCUCGGCAUCCACCUGUCCAAGGAGCAGAAGGCCUCGACGACCCUCGGCAUCAUCAUGUCGGCCUUCGUCAUCUGCUGGCUGCCCUUCUUCAUCCUGGCCCUGGUGCGCAUAUUCCUCGACGAUCCGAGCUUGAUACCGGACGAGCUCUCGUCGGCCUGCAUCUGGCUCGGCUACUGCAACAGCCUGCUCAAUCCGAUCAUCUACGUAACCCUGAAUCGGGACUUUCGCAAGCCGUUCCGUGCGAUACUGUGCUUUCGCUGCGGCGAUCUGCGCAACAUGACGCGCGAGGAGUUCUACAAGAAUCACUACGGCAAGACGGCGAUGAUGAGCUACGGCAGGUCGGCCGCCACCGCGGACCUCGACACGGACAAGGGCUACGCGGCGGCGCGCAACGCCCGGGUCAAUGCGGCGCUGAAUCAGCAGCAGCUCGUAGGAAGCGAGACGUCGAGAUUCACGCCCAGAUCGAUGACGACGACGACGACGACGACAACGACGGCGACGAGCAGUUCGACGUUGGGUGGUGGUGGUCGGGGGACGACGAGCGUCACCGUGGACGUCGAGCCGUCGCCGCAGAAGUCGUCGUCCGCGGGCUCGUCCACAGUCACUGCCACCACCGGCCGAGUGCAGGAGAGCAGCGUUUAGGAAAAUCAAUGAAAAUAAUAAUAAAUAAUAACGAUGACGAUGUUUGAUCGCUUCGAAAGAGAAAAAUAACGUAUCGUUGAUUUAUUGAACUAUUUGACUGUUGUUCGUUGGAUGUAUUAACGAUGACGAGCGGAGAGAUAUUUUUUAUUUAAACGAGCGAAUUCGAGAACGUUGUUAUGUUUUUCAUAGUUUUUAAUCGACGUCGAAGAUAUAAACGCCAAAAAAAAAAAUGGCAAAUUUUAUGAGUGUUGAAUGUAGGAUAAUAUAAUUGCUCGUGAAAUGGGUAUGUGUACGUGUGUUAUUAUUAUUGAUAUUAUGAUUAUUAUUAUUAUUGUAUACGAACGAUGAGCGAUACGCGAUGUUUUCGCCUCGUUUGUAUUCAUACUUCAAUGUAUAACGAUUGAUUUAAUAGAAUCAAAAAAUCUAUGAAUAUAGUAUUAUUAUUAUUAUAUUAUUAUUAUUAUAAAUUAUAUAUGUUACGUGUAGCGAAGAAAAAAGAAAAAAAAAUGUUACUUCGCCUACACUCAUCUGUACAUUGACGAGCCAUCCAAAAAAACACGCGUUGUAAUACUGUAUAUAAAUCAUUUUCUCGUGUUAUACAUAUUAAUUAUAUAUAGAUAAAUAUUAUAGGAAACAAAAACCAAAAAGAUGUAACAAAAUGUACGGGUAUAAAUAGCACGUAAGCAAAAGGGUAUAAGCGAAGUUUAAUUAUACAAAAAAUUGUAAUAAGAGAUAUAAAAAAGCGUUAGUUUAAAAAACGUGACGAGCGCACGGGGUUACUGCGAAGAAAAAAGAAAAAUUAUAUGAAGUAUUAAUAGAAUUUAACGAAAAAUCGAAAAAGAAAAUGACAAAAAAGAAAAAUUAUAAAUUACGAAGAUGUUGUGUGCGCAAGCGAGCCGAACGAUGUAGAAAAAAAAUCUCUGUUUUCUGAAACUCCUCGUCGUUGAUUUAUGUAUAAGUAGAUAAAACAAAACUGUCACACAUAUCAGGCGCAGAUCUCUCUACAUUCGAUAUUUAAUUUUGUUAUCGUUGGCAUUGGGUAGUGUAGUAAAAAAUUCUAAACAUUCAGUAUUAUGUUGAUUUGCUUAUAGAAAACUCGACAGAAAGGAUGUGGGCAAUAUUACCUCCACCAUAACUAAUGUGUUCUUCAUUAUCAUGUACUCGUCGUCACAUAGAUACAUCGCGUAUAAUGCACACAAACGCGCGACAGACUUGCAUGUGUUGCAGUGGUAGCGGCAACGUGUCGUCAAAACCCAUAUGCAAGUUGAUAGAUUAUCUGUUAGCGGGUUUUUUUUCUUUCACGCGACAAAAAAGAGAUAGAGAGAAGGAAAAAUAUCGAUUCUUUCGGUAUAAUGCGUGUAUUUCGCUGACAUUUUUCAACGGCGAAACCCGUACAUGUGUGUGUGUCUGUGUACAUAUAUAGAUAUAAUCGACGCGAUCGCUGCCGCUCGCGCGCGUCUUUAGAGCUUUCACGAUGGAGUAUAUAUACAUACAUAUAUAUAGCAUCCACGGUUAUAAAAAAAAAGUUGAUUUAUCGCUCUCGAACUAGGACAGAAGGAUGUUGAAACUAUAUAUCAUUGCUUCGAGGGGGGGUGAGGAUGCGAAUAAAGGCUUAUUUCAGAUUUUUAACACCCCCCGCCCUAUCCCCUCCAAAUCUCCACGCGCGCGUACACGAUAUAACGCAGAUACACACGACAGCGGUUAAACAUGACGCAGGAAAAAUUUUUGGGGAAAACUCCGUUCGUUCGCGAAGCCCCUGACGGAUACGUGUGUGUGUAUGUAUGCGUGUCUUUUAAUAUAAAAACUUGUAUAGCGUUGUAUGUUUAAUGAAAAAGAGAAAAAGAAAAACUUCGAAGGUUCGGCUGGUAACAUUAUACGAUAUAAUAUUGCACGGACAAAUCAAGAAAAGAAAAGUCAAACAAAAUCAUCUCUUUCGUAAGGUUUCUUUUUUUUUUUUUAUUUUUCAUCUGUCUCUCUCUGACGAUGGAAGUUGAACUUCCGUGCUGUGUACAAUUUGCGUUGAUCGACAUAAAAAAUUAUAUAUAUAAAAUAGACAAAAAAAGUAUAUUAUAUUAUGUAUAAACAAAAAAAAAGCGA